UUUCAUUCUAACAAUUUAUUAUUAGAACUUGAUUUUCAGUAUGCUCACAUUCAGCUUUGCAACCACAAUAGUUGCCUUUGUUGUAAGUGUUUAUGGGAAUGAUUGUAAAGAGUACAACCUCACCCCAUCAGACCAAUCUCUUAUUGACAUGAUGAAGCAUUACUUGCAUACUUCCAGAAAGGCGGAUACUGUUGCACAAUCAAACCAGGAUAUAGGUGUGACAUAUGUCAGAUGGGGGAAGAAAACGUGUCCUAAAGGUGCGGGCCUUGUGUAUACGGGUCAAGCUGGAGGUAACUUUUACACCAACAAAGGAGGAGGUUCCAACUACCUCUGUUUACCCAGCGAUCCAGAGAAUGGUAAAGUAACCAGCAAUGAUAAUGACGGACUAUAUGGUGCCGAGUAUGAUACAUGGUCCACCAAUAAACCGUCCGGUUUCCGUUCAAAAAUGUUACAAAAGGAGGCUCCGUGUGCUGUUUGCCGGAGGACAGGGAAAGUUUCUGUUUUAAUGAUACCAGGAAGGAAGACCUGUUACAAAGGAUGGAAAUCCGAGUACCAUGGUUUUUUGAUGAGUCAACAUAAGAGAUAUAACCAGAUGGACUUUAUUUGUAUGGACGCAGAAGCAGAACCAUUGGACAAUCAAUCAGCCAACAAUAAUGGUGCUUUGUUUUAUCCUAUCAAAGCGAAAUGUGGUAGCUUGAGAUGUCCCCCAUACAAGGAUAACACCGAAGUGCUUUGUGCAGUUUGUUCUAAAUAA
Messenger RNA from Mytilus trossulus (common blue mussel), 754 nucleotides. RefSeq names its product short-chain collagen C4-like. The coding region runs from base 41 to 754 and encodes 237 amino acids. The record is from RefSeq and is a predicted model, not a curated record. Lineage: Eukaryota; Metazoa; Mollusca; Bivalvia; Mytilida; Mytilidae. The transcript is spliced from 4 exons.